GUUUUCGGGGGAGGAGGAGGGGAAUGGUUCGUUCACCCGUAAUGCGCAGCAUGCGAAUCGAUGAAAGUCACAGAUGCACGAGGAUUUUGAUGACCUCGUUCUCCCGAACAAUCCCGAUGCACUAGAAAGAUGCGAGUUAAAAUAUGCUAGGUCUUCCAGUUUCUAAAAUUCCGAACGAGAAACACGUUUAAUUCGAUCCGAUCCGUUCUGUUUAACAAUUUGAUCACAAUCGAAAAAUAAAUCGAUGAUGUUUUCUUUUUUUUUUUUUUUUUCAAAAUUUUCUUCCAUCUUCGAUUUCGAAAUUACAAAUUGCGAUGAUAGUGAGAGAAACUACACUGGGAAUUCCUUUGUUUCAAUACGGUAUUUAUUACGAGAAAGCAUAGAACUAUAUAUACAUAUAUAUCUCUCUCUCUCUCGAAAUCAAUCUUCUCCUAAUUCCACAAUGAGAAUCACUGAUCCGCAACAGGUGGAUAACCGCGGGUUGCGUAACAAAUACACAUAUAGAUACGUAUAAGAAAGAUUUCAAAGAAAACGGCCGUAUAUAUAAAAUUCGGAUGAGUCAAAUGCGUGUCGUAACGCAUUUUACCAUUUUGCUUUUCCGAUUCUAUCGAUAACGCUCGAUGGACAAAGAGGGAGAAAAUUUUGAAAGCUCAUUUUGUAAUUCUUUAUUGUGAAACGAGAAGACAGCGCGACAAUUAGACCGCGAAUUUAUCGUACGGUAACUAUAGUUACUCUUAUCUCGCCUUCCUCCUUCGUAACGUAGAAUCGAUUAUCGACGCAAUAAAUUAUGUAUAACGAAAUCCUGUAACGAAUACAUUGGAGGUGACGUGGAUUUGAUGAAAUUCAUUAACCGGAUUAAUUCGUUAAUUUUCACGAUCGAGCGAAGAAUGAAUCGGGCAGAAAUAAAAUCGAAACGAGCAAGUUUAGAGUUGGAGGAAGCACGUGGCCGUCGCGGCGAGACGGGCGAGCAGUGAAAGUGAAAUACGGCUCGAGGUCCACCACGUGGUCCUGACGUUCCACCCACCGUUACGGCUGUACAACUUACAAGUAUUAGCUUUGAUCCUCGAACAGCACGGUUCUGCUCCAGAUUGUCGAUCGUUCGUGAAACGAGGCUUCGUGAUCCGUCGAAAAACCGAGAUUCGACGCUUACGCGAAAAGUCAAAGUGUCUCUCAAGCGUCGUACACUUUUGUUUCGAUAGUUUUGCCCCUUCCUCAUCCCUGGAAGAUACGUACGGAAGAAAGAUGGAAGAAAGGAACGUGGAAGAACUUUGCGAGAAAUCGACAAUCGGGCAUCCUCGUCGAGCAAGAAUGCAAGAAUCGGUUCACCGGUUCUAGUCACAUAAUCGGCGAUAACUCGUGCAACUCUUAUAGAAAGUCUCGAACGGUACGGUUACCAGUUCGAUCGCGGCAAAAGGAGAAGAAAAAGUUCGUGGAAUAUUUAGAAAUUUCGAUCGUUUAUAUAUAAAUAUAUCAUUUUCCUGGUGCCAUUAAAGUAAAAGUUAUUCCGGUGAAAUGAAAUUAUCCGUUUAAAGAUCGUUCGCAAUUCACCUACGCGAUUCAACGACAGAAAUGGUAUAUUCGACGUUUUGCAAGCGAGGUAAUUAGGAUGUGAUGAUACACUGAUCGCCGAUUUCACUUAAUUUCACAAUUGAGUUUCAAAAUUCUCUCUAAUCAUAAUCACGUAUUAUAAAUAGGAACGGGAUUAUAAAUAGAAUUUAAUAAAUAAACGCGCAGACUAGAGUAAUUAUCAAUCAUUCGCGGUGAAAAACUAGACCUCGUCCCCCGAUCUUCGAAAAAUCCGCGCAACGUUCGGAUCCGGGCAAGUAUCUAUCCAGCAACGUCUUCGAAACAGACUGCAAGAUAAUUGUGACGAACACCAACGGCCAUUGCGACAGAUCCGAAAUUCGGCCGAUCGUCCAUUUCGAAACCGAUGGGACAUCGCUGCUAGCCAAUUCCCUACACGCACGAGGUCGUAACACGUGAACGUGAAAAUGGAGCACGAGGGGAAAUAUCUAACCACGGAUCCGUUCAAAAUUUCGAGUGGUCGGUGCACAGUCACGCCCGAUCUUUCUCCAAGUUUCCACCUGCUCGACCAGUCUCCAUCGAUCCGAGUAAAAGAGCCGACUCUUUCCGAUCUGAUUUAUCUAUUAUCUUAUCGCGUCGAGCGUGUUGAAAAGUGAAAGUGCAAUCGGCGUUACACGAAUUUCCCGCCAAUACUCGAGAAAAGCAAAGCUCCUCGGUUGCUGUCACUCGAACAACCGGACAAAUGCACGCGUGAGCGGAAAAGGCGCGAGCUUAUAAAUGCUUCUUGUGACAGGACUUUCCAAGUUUCCUUGGACGUAAGCAGGCUCAAGCGGGUUGGCCAAUCGACAGGUACCAUUUAAACCGAAUCUUUCGAUACGAUACGAAUACGAAUCGCCUCGUUAGUCGCAUUUUUCUCGCAUUUUCCUGGCGAACAAUCGCUUACGUGAUGGGAAUCACGCGGAUAAGUUCGAGAGUUUCGCGUGUCGAAUAGUCAUUUGACGAUUUCCUCCGACUGCUUUUCACGAAUUCUGUUCGGUGGCUCGCGUCGAACUGCAUGUCGAAUCUAUCCCGAAACUUUACUGGAAAGAUUUGCUGCGAACGUUUUGUCUCGAAAAUGAUGCGGGCAUCGUCGAUCGAGUUAUUGGUCGUCGGCCUGUCGCUACUGCGCUUCGUCGAUCCUCUUCACGACAGUAACGUUCAGAGGUCUUAUUCGAUGAGCUAUGACCCGUCUGUUCCUUCUGUACCGCAUCCGGAUAUGCGUAAUGUUCGAAAGGUUCGCGAUUCCUCGAGCAUCGACAAGCAUUUGCCACGCGCGAGCGAAGAGAAAGAGAAGCCUGUUGACGGUUUGGAUUCGUUGAGUUAUCCUGAAAGACUAUCGAAAGAAACGAUAUUUCUGCCAAUACCCGCUACACCGAUGGAAUAUCGUAGUUUUCGAAAUUAUGGAUCGAACGAUCGUUCGAGAAAGGAAGAUGAGAUAAAUUCCAAAGAGGAAGAUGAAGGGAGUAGCUCGCUCGAGGGAGAAAUUAUAGAAAAAAUGAAAAUUCUGGAUAAAUUUUUAUCCGAAGAUUCGAAUGCAAAGGAUCUUGAUAUAAAUGGAAUCAAGGAUAAUAUUAUCCCUGAAGAGUCGAAGAGAGUCGUCAGAGAGGUGAAGAAGCAAAAGCCAGGAUUCUUUUGGACUCUGGCAAAACUCACGUUUGAGAUGAUCAACGACACGAAAUCAGCGAUCAAGCAGAUCAGUGACAUUAUCAACAACAGUAUAGCGCCAGAUUCGGCCACUCAGAGUACGAUGACGAAGGCGUCUUUGAUGGCUCCACAAUCGACGAACAAUGAAACGAACGCGACCAAUUUGAAUGCAACAGAAACGACGACAGAGGCCUCUACGACCACCACGCAAUCUACCUUGACCAGAGAGGGCUUGCAGAAAUUAAUCAGGCGAAAUGUGCUGGGCCUCGUUAGACUUUUCAACAUUGAGUGGAAUGACGCUCUGAACCAAUCAGAAACGAACGUGAAAGAGUUCCAGAAGAAUCUAGGAAACCAAGUAGGCCUUUACCUUCGUGAUAAUCCAGAGGCGUACAAGGACUUUUAGAGAACUCUUCUUUUUUCACAACGAUUCUUAGCAUUCAUUCUCGUAGCACGUAGUUAGCAAAGACUGAAACGUAUUAUUUUAAAAAAAUUAUUAUUAUUUAUAAAAUUACGGUCCUCCAGUCCAUAAAAA
This is a messenger RNA of Apis cerana (Asiatic honeybee), 3739 nucleotides long. RefSeq lists its product as uncharacterized. NCBI's taxonomy places the organism in Eukaryota, Metazoa, Arthropoda, Insecta, Hymenoptera, Apidae. The record is from RefSeq and is a predicted model, not a curated record.